CACUCUCUCAAGUGGCCAGUCCAACGGACACUGUCUUUAAUCUCAUAAAACUACAUUUGCCUCAUUUUCUUAUAUAUCUUACUCUGUCCUCCUUCGUUUGUUUCUUUACCUUCGAUCCUUCCUGUCGCUCCCUUAUUAGUCGUCUGUAUCUCGACUCUUUUCCCUCGCGUUUCCCCCCACCGAGCACACUAAAAGAGCCUCACUCAGGCGUUCAACGACCAUGUCACGGCCCUCCUCUCGAGCUCGGGGAGCGGCUAGAAGCCUUGCAGAGUCAUUGGACGAAGACAACAGAGAAGUCCUGGCUUCUCUCGAGCGCAGGCGGCCCUCGAGCCCAAUGUCCAGAUCCAGACCUUCUCGAACUGCCACCCCACCACCCUUUCGAAACAUGCUUGACGUCGGCGGUUCCUCUUCAAGACGUGGCUCAGCAGCCGGUCUUGCUUCUGGCACGUCCAGUCCCGACGCCACCAGACGUCGUUCCGUCCAACUUGACCCCUCGGAUCCUUCAACCUACACCACUCGUCACAGCAGCAAACCGAGUUCACCAGUCCUUGCAAAGGCCACCCCUGUCAUGUCUCAGGAUUCUUCCUCAGCGCACGAUAUACCUGCCGAUCUCCCACAAAUUAAGAUGCCAGAAGAUAAGAGCGGGCCUGAACAAAGUUCCCACAGUGAUCCAUUUACCGCAACUUCGAACGAGGCUGGCACGAGCAUAUCACACCCUCCCGCGCCAGGGCAUACCCGCGAAGGCUCGAGCUCUGCCAUGGCUGCUGCUAUGUCUGGAGACUUCUCGUAUCUCAACCUAGGAUCCAGCCCUCGCAAGCAUUCCACACAUUCCUCCCAAUCCCAUUCCAGGUCACCCGCCUCCCGAACCCGCAAAGCGGAAGGAACCAAAUCCCCCAGUCUAUUAAGCCCUUCUAAGGUACCGGGCACCCAGACCGGGCUAUCGGCGUCCCAACGCAGACUUUCCAACAAGUCAAACAGCUUCUCUACCGUGGGUGAUGAUUCAGAAGAGGGGCAGGGUAGAGUCCUGCAAGAUGGGGUUGGCGACGAGGAUGCGCUUGCUGAAUACAGCGAAGACGAUGCUUCUGUGAGCAGUGAUGAUGACGAGACUAGAGGUCGAACGGAUCGACGCAAGGCAUCUGAUACGCCGGAACCCGAUGGCACGACUGGCAUGUCCCAGUCAGGCGUGCAGUCAACGCCAGGAACGGGAGCAUCGGAAGCGUCGCAAGAGGUCAAGUCACCAUCGGAACCCUCGAUUUCUGUCACGAGUCCCAGUGGAGACAACGUAGUGCAAAAGAAAGAUAAAGUCGAGGUCCAACCACCAAACAACUUUGUGACGCCGGUAUCAACGGUCUCUGGGGACGAAGAGGACGAAGACCUGGCAGCUAUUCAGAAGGCCAAGAGUCUGGCCCUCAAUAUGUCACCACUGGACUCGAGCGUGCCGGAUCGACAUGUGCGAGUGGUGCUACGAGGCGACUGGAUUCGUUUUCAGCAGGAGGCUGAGGUUGGUGGGCGGGCCGGGAGACUGUACCUGGUGUGCAGCGAUCUUAGUACAGAGGCCAGCUAUGCGAUGGAGUGGGUGGUAGGGACUAUGUUGAGGGACGGGGACACGUUACUGGCGGUGUACGCGAUCGAGGACGAGAACGCGGGCAAGACGACCGAGGCGGAUCGAGAGAUCUUGCAAGCAGAAGGCACGCAGGCCGGUAAGGACGCGACUGAUGUCAUGGCCACUCUCACGAGACAGACGACCCAAGGAGGAGGCACCAGCGUCGGGCUCGACUUGAGGAACAAGUACAUUCCGGCGACCGAGGCUCAGAGCCUGACAGGGUCGGUGGAUGCACGCAAAACAUCCAAAAAGCAGAUGGAGCGGCUGCGAGCGGUGGAGGAGAUUACAGGCAACUUUAUCAAAUUGGUGCGGAAAACAACACUACAAGUCCGAUGCAUGGUGGAAGUGAUACAUUGCAAAAGUCCGAAACAUUUGAUACUUGGCGCGAUUGAUACCCUGGACCCUACGCUGUGCGUGGUGGGCACGCGGGGACGAAGUUCUCUCAAGGGAGUCUUGCUUGGCUCAUUUUCCAACUAUCUGGUGACCAAGUCCUCGGUUCCAGUGAUGGUGGCACGAAGACGACUUAAGAAACCUCGAUCACAAGUCAAGGUGAGCAGUAGCAAGAUUCGGUUGUCCAACAACCUGACGGCAAGUCACCUCCCGACCCAACGGAAGAGUUUGACGCAAGCCCGGAUUGAUUAAAGAGGAUUGGCCACUAUAAGGAGGAAGGCCUGUGGUCCCUCGUCGAUGGCGGGGCCAACCAAGGGUCAGCUGCUGUCCGAGGUGACCGUGAGAGCGGUUCAUGCGCCGUAGAAAUUGCAGAAUACACAAUUCAACCAUUUGUGCCGAA
Messenger RNA from Exophiala mesophila, 2393 nucleotides. RefSeq lists its product as uncharacterized. Bases 221 to 2245 code for a protein of 674 amino acids. The transcript has 2 exons. The record is from RefSeq and is a predicted model, not a curated record. NCBI's taxonomy places the organism in Eukaryota, Fungi, Ascomycota, Eurotiomycetes, Chaetothyriales, Herpotrichiellaceae.